AUGCUGAAGAUUAGAAUAGGUCGUCUCACGGAAUACCAGGUUAUUGGCCGACACUUGCCUACAGAAACAGCCCCAACUCCAAAAUUAUAUCGGAUGAGAAUAUUCGCUCCAAACUCUGUAGUGGCUAAGUCUCGGUUUUGGUACUUCUUGAAGAAGCUUCGCAAAGUAAAGAAAGCAAACGGUGAGAUAGUCAGCCUGAACGUGAUCAACGAAAAACGUCCUCUCAAAGUCAAAAAUUUCGGUAUUUGGAUCCGCUAUGACUCUCGCUCUGGUACCCACAACAUGUACAAAGAAUACCGUGAGAUGUCCCGAACUGAUGCAGUUGAGGCUUUGUAUCAAGAUAUGGCUGCGAGGCAUCGAUCUCGCUUCAGGUCAAUUCAUAUCCUAAAAGUUGUCGAGAUUGAGAAGACAGAUGAUGUAAAGCGACCCUACAUCAAACAACUACUUACUAAAGAUCUCAAAUUCCCCCUUCCCCACCGAAUUGCCAAGUCAGCUAGCUCCAAGAUAUUUGCCAACAAGCGACCAUCAACUUUCUAUUAG
Blumeria graminis f. sp. triticale is the source of this 540-nucleotide messenger RNA. The record is from the annotation of a GenBank genome assembly. NCBI's taxonomy places the organism in Eukaryota, Fungi, Ascomycota, Leotiomycetes, Helotiales, Erysiphaceae.